Schistocerca cancellata (South American locust) is the source of this 2261-nucleotide messenger RNA. Its product is annotated as luciferin sulfotransferase-like. The record is from RefSeq and is a predicted model, not a curated record. Gene Ontology annotation, cellular component: cytoplasm. Lineage: Eukaryota; Metazoa; Arthropoda; Insecta; Orthoptera; Acrididae. Gene Ontology annotation, biological process: sulfation. Gene Ontology annotation, molecular function: sulfotransferase activity. The transcript is spliced from 7 exons. Bases 78 to 1049 code for a protein of 323 amino acids.
CGCCGAAGCCCAGCGCUCCGCCUGGCCCGCAUUUCAGCCCGAGACGUACUCACUAGCAGUAAAGCUGAGAAGGCGCGAUGUCGGUGAGUGGGGAGCGGCUGCGGCACCCGCUGGCGGAGCGCCUGAGUGCCGGGUUCGAGCACCGCUACGGGGACGGCUUCGUGGUGACGCGGCCCGGCGGCCUCGUCAUGCCCGCCGAGUUCCUGCUGGACGCGCAGCGCGUCCACGACUUCCCCGUCAGGCAGGACGACGUCUGGCUCGUCACCUUCCCCAAGUCAGGUACGACCUGGACGCAGGAGCUGGUGUGGCUUCUGAUGAACGACCUGGACUUCGAGACCGCUAAGGAGACGUGCAUCACCAAACGGUUCCCGUACCUCGAACACGUGAGCCUGGUGCCCGCGGCGGUCAGGCAGGGGGCGCCCGACUCCAUCAGGCAGGCAGCGGACCAGCCGGCGCCCAGACUCGUCAAGAGCCACCUGCCGCCGGCGCUCCUCCCCAGGCAGCUGUGGACCGUCAAGCCCAAGAUCAUAUACGUCGCCAGAAGUCCGAAAGACGCGGCCACCUCGUUCUACUACCACAACUGCCUCAUCCACGGACUCAAACUCUCGCUGGACGAGUUCCUCGAGUGUUUCCUCGCUGACUGUGUUCAGUUCACUCCCUACUGGACAAGCGUCCUGGAAUUUUGGAAACUGCGAAAUGAGCCGAAUAUCCUGUGGAACACCUAUGAAGAAAUGAAACAGGACCUGGGCGCCGUGAUCCGGAAGACGGCCGCCUUCCUGGACAAGGAGGUGACGGAGGAGCAGGUGCGCCAGCUGGAGCAGCACCUGAGCUUCAGCAGCAUGAGGGACAACCCGGCCACCAACUACGGCGGCGUCGUCGAGGCGUCGCGGCAGCGGCUGCGCCUGCCGCCGGCGCCGGGCGGCCUCAGCUUCAUGCGCGAGGGGCAGGUGGGCGCCUCCAGGAGGCGCAUGUCGCCCGAGAUGGACCGCCGCUUCGACCAGUGGAUCCGCGACCACGUGCGCGGCACCGACUACUCGGGGCCCCUCUGAGGCCCACCUGGGGGAGGAAAGCUGCCGCCACACUGGUCCUCCAGUGGGGCUCUGAGUCCCACCUGGUGGCACGGCACCGCAGCCAGUGGGGGCAAUGCGUGUGAAAUAUCCUCGGUAUUAUUGGUGCAUCGGAUUACGUUAAGAACUCAAUCUUUAGCUAGUAACCUACUCAGUCCCAGUAUGGAACAAACGACAGUCACCACGCUGACAGAUGUGGUGUCGAUGUGUGGAAUGCUGGUGGUCCCCUGAUAGAACGUAAACAACUCGGUCAACUUUCGAAUGUCCAUUAUAAUUGUCCGGGCUGUUAUGCCGUGGUCGGUUGAUGAAUUCUGUGUCAAUUCCCAACUUUCGAAUGUCGAGACACCGCUUGUGUGCACCACCGAGUCUCUGGUCACAGUGGCUUCCACGUGGGGGGCAUUUUCAAAUAAUGACGCCAAUACACGUGCAGUCUCGGUGCAACCGAUCUCAGUGGCAAAAUGUAAAGACUUCGGACGACGAUCAGCAGAAUUCAGAUAAGUUUAGUUUCUUCGGUCGAAUCAGGCGACGUUCACGCAUGGAAAAUAUGGAUUGUGAGAAAUUUAUUUAGUACUUGAAAGAAGGAAUUUGUGGAGUACGAUAAAUAUAAUAACCGGUAUAUAUCCCGGAAUUUAUUGUCUGAAACCAACAGUUUUGACCAAGUUAAAAAUAUAAUAAUAAUUACUGGAAUGUUACCUUUUAUUACAUUAUACAUUUUCUGUGUUUCACAAGGCGUUUCACCCUCAUGUCCACAUUUUAUGCAGCGUGUCAUCUGCAACACAGGCAAACUUGUACCAGUAAUUUUAGGCCUAGUUUAUCACCUCAAAUAAAUUAUGUGGUUAACAAAGGAAGGUGGCAUAUGCCAAUUUUGCCGUUUACAGUUAAUGUACCUGAUUUUUUUCGGCUGUGGUAUGUGGGAAUUAGCUUGUAACUUAACCACUUCUUAGCUUCUCUCUAUCUGAGUGAAUCUUCCUGAAUCCGUCAACCAAAGCUUCCCAAAACUGAUUACCGGACAAACUAAUUCCUAACUUAAACUGUACUGUGCAAACCUCGGACUACACUGAGUCAUACUAAGGACCAAUGUGAUUUGUUCAACACUGUCUACAAACUAAAGCUGGCUGUUUCUAUACAAAUGCAGUGCUACCUUGAAUGUAACCUAAUUUCCGAAAUAAAUGUGCGACUGAAAUUACAAAGAAA